AUGCGUGAGUAUAAGCUAGUUGUUCUUGGCUCAGGAGGAGCUGGAAAAUCUGCUCUGGAACAAUUUACAGCAAUGAGGGAUUUGUACAUGAAAAACGGACAAGGCUUUGCAUUAGUUUAUCCCAUCACAGCGCAGUCCACACUUAAUGAUUUACAAGAUCUGAGAGAACAGAUUCUUCGAGUUAAAGACACUGAUGAUGCUCCAAUGAUUCCGGUUGGUAAUAAGUGUGACUUGGAAGAUGAAAGAGUUGUAGGAAAGGAACAAGGUCAAAAUUUAGCAAGACAAUGGAACAACUGUGCAUUCUUAGAAUCCUCUGUAAAAUCAAAAAUAAAUGUGAAUGAGAUCUUUUAUGACCUAGUGUGGCAAAUUAACAGAAAAACUCCAGUGCCUGGGAAGGCUUGCAAAAAGUCGUCAUGUCAGCUGCUUUAAUAUACUAAAUGCAUUGUAGCUCUGAGCCAGGUCUGAAGAACUGUUGCCCAAUUCAACAGUGCCAGCAUUCCAACUUUGUUAAACCUACCAACAUCUUAAAUGGACUUUCUGUGGUGAUACCCUUUAAAAGGCGGAUGAAAGCUACUACAUCAGUUUGCACAUUCUAAUCACUUUCCAGUGUCACAAGAGAGAUUUUUACUUAUGUAAUAGUCCUAGAGUAUGCUGCUGGUAAAACCAGAGGCUACAAUCCAGUAUUACUGCUAAGAGACAUUUUUCAUCCACCAAUGUUGUACAUGUAUGAAAAUGGUGUACUGUAUACUUUAACAC
This is a messenger RNA of Balaenoptera ricei (Rice's whale), 756 nucleotides long. RefSeq names its product ras-related protein Rap-1b-like. The transcript has 2 exons. Lineage: Eukaryota; Metazoa; Chordata; Mammalia; Artiodactyla; Balaenopteridae. Gene Ontology annotation, biological process: Rap protein signal transduction; negative regulation of synaptic vesicle exocytosis; cellular response to cAMP. Gene Ontology annotation, molecular function: GTPase activity; GTP binding; GDP binding. Bases 1 to 429 code for a protein of 142 amino acids. Gene Ontology annotation, cellular component: plasma membrane. The record is from RefSeq and is a predicted model, not a curated record.